AUGGCUGAAGAUGCGGACAUGCGCAAUGAGCUGGAGGAGAUGCAGCGAAGAGCUGACCAGCUGGCUGACGAGUCGCUGGAAAGCACCCGUCGUAUGCUACAACUGGUUGAAGAGAGUAAAGAUGCUGGUAUCAGGACUUUGGUUAUGUUGGAUGAACAAGGAGAACAACUGGAACGCAUUGAGGAAGGGAUGGACCAAAUCAAUAAGGACAUGAAAGAAGCAGAAAAGAAUUUGACGGAUCUAGGAAAAUUCUGCGGGCUUUGUGUGUGUCCCUGUAACAAGCUUAAAUCAAGCGAUGCUUACAAAAAAGCCUGGGGCAAUAAUCAGGAUGGAGUUGUGGCCAGCCAGCCUGCUCGUGUGGUGGACGAACGGGAGCAGAUGGCCAUCAGUGGUGGCUUCAUCCGCAGGGUAACAAAUGAUGCCCGAGAAAAUGAAAUGGAUGAAAACCUGGAGCAGGUGAGCGGUAUCAUUGGAAACCUCCGUCACAUGGCCCUGGAUAUGGGCAAUGAGAUCGAUACACAGAACCGCCAGAUCGACAGGAUCAUGGAGAAGGCUGAUUCCAACAAAACCAGAAUUGAUGAGGCCAACCAACGUGCAACAAAGAUGCUGGGGAGUGGUUAAAUGUGCCCAUCUGUGUCCUCUUCCAAAUGCUGUCGGGCAAGAUGGCACCUUCAUGCUCUUGUCAUGGUAUUACCUAGUAGGUCUGCACACAUGCACACAUCAAUCCGCCCCCAUUGUGAAUGUUGUCUUGUGUCAUCCAUCAGCCCAACAAUACUAUGUGUCUUUUGUUCUUUCUGGGUCUCUUUCUUUCCAAAGGCUGUAUAUAGUGGUCAUUUGGUGGCUCUAACUCCCUACAUAAGUUGUCUUGGGUUUCAUUUUUUCCUUUUCUCUCCUCAGUGGCGUUUGCUGAAUGACAACAAUUUAGGAAUGCUCAAUGUGCUGUUG
This is a messenger RNA of Kogia breviceps (pygmy sperm whale), 945 nucleotides long. RefSeq names its product synaptosome associated protein 25 (gene SNAP25). NCBI's taxonomy places the organism in Eukaryota, Metazoa, Chordata, Mammalia, Artiodactyla, Physeteridae. Gene Ontology annotation, cellular component: synaptobrevin 2-SNAP-25-syntaxin-1a-complexin I complex; plasma membrane. The record is from RefSeq and is a predicted model, not a curated record. Gene Ontology annotation, biological process: synaptic vesicle priming; exocytosis; synaptic vesicle fusion to presynaptic active zone membrane. Gene Ontology annotation, molecular function: SNAP receptor activity; syntaxin-1 binding; voltage-gated potassium channel activity.